Cheilinus undulatus (humphead wrasse) is the source of this 1700-nucleotide messenger RNA. It is a transcript of the gene hepacama, whose product is annotated as hepatic and glial cell adhesion molecule a. The record is from RefSeq and is a predicted model, not a curated record. The transcript has 7 exons. The coding region runs from base 145 to 1467 and encodes 440 amino acids. Lineage: Eukaryota; Metazoa; Chordata; Actinopteri; Labriformes; Labridae.
AGAGUGGGGCUCAGUGUGACCAGGCAGAGGCCAGUGUUGCAGGCAGACAGGCAGGCAGUGGGAGAGUGUUUGCUGGCAGAGACGUGCCUGGGGUGGAUAAACCAUGCUCACUAAGUGGGAGAAAGACUCUGCCCAGGACACAAGAUGAAGGCGGAGAGGAAGACCUCCUCUAAAUGCAACAGUUUUGCUGACAUUCCUCCUCUACUGACGCUCUUUGGCCUCCUCCUCCUCCUUCUGUUCACAGGUGAGGUGUCAGGAGUGAACGUGACCAGCCAAACACAGCUGGUACGGGGCACGGUGGGCAGAGAGGCCCUUUUGUCAGUCAGCUACUCCAGCAGCAGCUCAGACAAGCCUGUUAUCAAGUGGCAGAUCAAGAGGGACAGGGAGAAGCCGAUCACUGUGGUGCAGUCCAUAGGAACAGACAUCAUUGGGAACCUGAGGCCAGAGUAUCGCAACCGUAUCCUGGUGUUUGAGAACGGGUCUCUGCUGCUUCAUAACCUGCAGCUAUCAGAUGAAGGGGCGUACGAGGUGGAGAUCUCCAUCACAGAUGAUACCUUCACUGGAGAGCACUACAUCGAGCUUACUGUGGAUGUUUCUGUAUCAAAACCUUACAUCCAGAUGAUGGCCUCAUCUGUCCUGGAGUACAGCGAGUACUUUAACCUCCACUGCUCCCACGAUAACGGCACAAAGCCUGUCUACGGUUGGCUCAAAGGAGGAAAGGUGCUGACCAAUGACACGCGCCUGCUGCUUUCACAUGACCAAAAGGUGCUGACCAUAGCCCGGGUUCUGAUGUCAGAUGAUGAUGUCUACACCUGCACUGUGGAGAACCCCAUCAGCAGCAUGAAGAGCUUACCUGUCAAGCUCACUGUCUACAGACGGAGCUCGCUAUACAUCAUCCUGUCCACCGGCGGCAUUUUCCUCCUAAUCACCCUGGUGACGGUGUGCGCCUGUUGGAAACCGUCCAAAAAGAAGCAUCGACCUGUCCCCCAAAGAGCUCCAGUCUAUGUGGAGCAGAGUGAAAAUGGCCAUGAUGUUGAUGUUGUUCCCAAACCAUCCACACUCAGCAGGAGGAGCCCCAUGCCUCUUUAUGUUCUCAAUGAAGACGAGACUUUGGAGCGUCUGGAGGAAUGUUCUGGCAAUGCUGUCAGCCAAUCAGAAAUGAGUAUCCCUGCCACCUACGCUCCCGUCCUUCCCCCACCCUCCAACAGAACUGACCGGCCUGUUUGGUCUGCCCCACGCAGAUACCCCCGCAGCUCCUCUCCUUUGGCACAACCUCUCCCACAGCCUAUUCCAGGCCCUCCUCUACGCCCCGCUCGCUCCCCCGGCCAGUCCCCCUGUUCAUCCCCACGCAGUUACAGCCCCAUAAGAAAAGUCCGCCCUCCAGUAGGCAUCCCGGCGAGCCACCUGCCUGUAGAGGCAGAGUGUCCAGACGACAGUGAUCAGACUCAGAGUCCAUCACAGCAGUAACAGCUGCUUGGAUGUAUGUUUUUAUUCUGUGAAAUGUAAAGCACAUGUAUAGUUUGUUGGUAUUUUGUUGCAUCCUGCCACAGAGAUAAUGGAUUUGAUGCACUAGAAUUAAAGAUGGGUUCCCUUUCAGCUAACUCUUUGUCUUUAUAUUUCAUUAUUUAUCAUCUCUCUACAGCUAUGCACAUUUCCAUUCUCUUUUGAUGACACUUUAUCACGUUAAAUGUAAAAUUAUU